CCGCUGGCUAGACCAUGGAGGGCCGCUGGGUGCAGCCACAGAGCGCGGGGCCCCGGCGACCCCGCCCCGCUCCGCGUCACUCGGCGCCCUGCGGCGCGCGAUGAGCACCUACCACUAGCGGAGCCGCGAGGGAGAGGCCGCGGCCCCUUCCCGUUGCCUGCGGCCACCGGCCGGCAUUCAGAGCCCCUCGCCUGGCGCUAAAUUUAAAAACGUAACACGAGCAGCAGGCUGGUCUCGGAAACGAAACGAAAUUCGGUCCCUGGGCCUCCUCCCGGGCGCUGCCGGUCCCUCAGCGCGCCGCGCCACCCGGAACAGACCCUUCUCCCGCCAUUUUCGGCGGGGCUGGGAGACUGAGGCCCGCGGCGCUGAGCCUGCGGCGCCCCGGAAGAGGCGGGCGGCAUGGCCGCUGGCGUGGACUGCGGGGACGGGGUUGGCGCCCGGCAGCACGUGUUCCUGGUUUCAGAAUAUUUAAAAGAUGCUUCAAAGAAGAUGAAAAAUGGGCUAAUGUUUGUAAAACUGGUUAACCCCUGUUCAGGAGAAGGAGCCAUUUACUUGUUCAAUAUGUGUCUACAGCAGCUGUUUGAAGUAAAAGUUUUCAAGGAAAAACACCAUUCUUGGUUUAUAAAUCAAUCAGUUCAAUCAGGAGGUCUUCUCCAUUUUGCCACACCUGUGGAUCCUCUAUUUCUGCUUCUCCACUACCUCAUAAAGGCUGAUAAGGAGGGGAAGUUUCAGCCCCUUGAUCAAGUUGUGGUGGAUAACGUGUUUCCAAAUUGCAUCUUGUUGCUGAAACUUCCUGGACUUGAGAAGUUACUUCAUCAUGUGACAGAGGAAAAAGGUAAUCCAGAAAUAGACAACAAGAAAUAUUACAAGUACAGCAAAGAGAAGACAUUAAAGUGGCUGGAAAAAAAGGUUAAUCAAACUGUGGCAGCAUUAAAAACCAAUAAUGUGAAUGUCAGUUCCCGGGUACAGUCAACUGCAUUUUUCUCUGGUGACCAAGCUUCCACUGACAAGGAAGAGGAUUAUAUUCGUUAUGCCCAUGGUCUGAUAUCUGACUACAUCCCUAAAGAAUUAAGUGAUGACUUAUCUAAAUACUUAAAGCUUCCAGAACCUUCAGCCUCAUUGCCAAAUCCUCCAUCAAAGCUAGGUCUACCAACUGGUCAUUUUGUGAAGAGCUAGUGGGAGACCCUUCAAGCUGACUUGUGUAUCUUUUGGGUAUGUUUCUAUCAUUCUUUAAUACAUUCCUGCUUCUGCGACUGGAGUUUCAGCCUCUUGUCCUGUGCAAGCCCUGAAUCCACCUUUUUUUCAAAGAACCCUGGUUCCUUUCAGUGAAGAAUGGUAUUUAGAAACCAAGAUCUAGGCAGUAGGUAUGCUCAUUGCUAUUGGUAUGUCAUUGCUUAGGAGCCAAAGCUAGGAAAUGUGUGUGUGUGUACAACAUGUACACACACAUAUAUACACUAUAUACUCGUAUCAACAUUUCUAAAUCUAUCCAUGUAUCUAUCAGUAUUUAUCUAUGUGUGUGGUUUUUUGUAGAUUCCCUUUAUCAGGCUGAGAAAGUUUCCUUCUGUUCCUAGUUCACUGAGAGUUUUUAUCAUAUAUAGGUAUUUAUCAUAUGUGGAUAUUGUCAAAUAAUUUGUAUCUACUGAGAUGAUCAAGUAGUUUUCUUUUUAAUAGAGGAAUGUCUUUUAAUAUAUGAAUUAUAAUGAUUGAUUUUUGAAUGUUAAACUAAUUUUGCAUUCUUGAGAUAAUCCCUACUUGGUCACAGUAUAUUAUUCUUUUUAUAUGUAGUAUGGGGUUUUUUUCCUAAUAUUUUGUUAAGUACUUUUUUGUAUCUCUGUUCAUGAGGGAUAUUGGUCUGUGGUUUUCUUUACUUGUAAUGAUUUUGUCUGAUUUUGAUGUCAGAGUAAAACUGGGCUUAUAAAAUGAGUUGGGAAGUAUUCUUUCAUCACUUAUUUUCUGAAAGAGUUUGUGUGAGGUUGGUGUUGUUGCUUCCUUAUAUGUCGGACACAAUUCACCAGUGAAGCCAUUUGGACCUGGAAUUUUCUUUGGGGGAAACUUUUAAAUUACUAAUUCAAUUUCUAUAAUAGAUGAAGAGCUAUUCUAAUUUUCUUUUUUUUUCUUGUGCCAGUUUUGGUAAUUUAUGUCUUUCAAGAAAUGUAUCCAUUUGAUCUAGGUUGUCAAAUUUAUUGGCAUAAGUUGUUCAUCACAUUUUUAUUAUCCUUUUAAUGUCUGUGGAUCUGUAGUGAUAUUCCCUUUUUCAUACCUGAUGUUGGUCAUCUGUGUCUUCUUUUUGCUUUCUCUGUUAGUAUAGCUAAAGGUUUGUCAAUUUCAUUGAUCCUUUCAAAGAAUCAUUGUCUUCUGGCUUGCAUAAUCUCUGAUGAGACAUCUAUGAUAUUUCUUAUAUUUCUUCUCCUUUACAUAAUGUGUCUCCUCCUCAUGGGUUCUUUUAAGAUUUUCUUCUUUAUUACUAGUUUUCAGCAAGUUGACUAUGAUGUGUUGAUGUGGUUUUCUUUUUGUUUAUCUCAUUUGGGAGUGUAUUAAGCUCCUUGAACUUUUGAGUUUUUAAUUUUCAUCAAAUAUGGAAAAUUUCUGGCCAAUAUUUCUUUAAAUACCUUUUUCCAUUCUUUCCUCCCUUUUCUCCCUAUCCCCUCAGCUUCUGGCCUCCAAUUUCAUGUAUGCUGGAACACUUGGUAUUGUCCUCCAGGUCCUAUCACUGAGUUUCUGUUUUGUUGGUUGUUUGUUUUUUUAUGUUCCAUUUUUAGACAGUUUCUAGGUGUAUCUUCAAGUUUACUUUGAUUUAUAGCAUUUCAUCUUCUGUUAACCUUAGUUAUUUAAUUUUUACUUUAAAUAUUGUAAUUUUAUUUAUUUAUUUAUUUAUUUUUGAGAUGGAGUUUCGCUCUUGUUGCCCAGGCUGGAGUGCAAUGGCACAAUCUCAGCUCGCUGCAACUUCCGCCUCCCGGGUUCAAGUGAUUCACCUGCCUCAGCCUCCCAAGUAGCUGGGAUUACAGUCAUGCGUCACCAGACCUGGCUAAUUUUGUAUUUUUAGUAGAGAUGGGGUUUCUCCAUGUUGGUCAGGCUGGUCUUGAACUCCCGACCUCAGGUGAUCCGCCCACCUCAGCCUCCCAAAGUGCUGGGAUUACAGGCCUGAGCCACCACGCCCGGCCUUAAAUAUUGUAAUUUUUAGUUCUAGACGUUCCAUUUGGUUCUUCUUUAUGUCUUCCCGUAUCUGUUCUUAUUAUGCUUGCAGUUUUCUUUAAAUACUUCAAUAUAGUUAAAAUAGCUACUUAAAUGUCCUCAUUUGCUAGUUCUAUUAUCUUUGUUAUUUUCUAUCUUCUAGGUCUAUUUUUCUCCUCUCUCUUUUACUUUAUUUUGAAAUAAUUUUAUACUUUUCUAGAAAAGUCACAAAAAUAGUAGAGUUUAGAUAUGAUGUUCACCCAGCUUCCCUCAGUAUUAGCAUACAUGACCAUACUACAAAGAUCAAAACCAGAAAAUUUACCUUAUUGUACUUUCACCUAUCUUUCCACUAAUACUUUUUUAAUUUCAGAAUUCAGUCUGUGAUGGUACAUUGCAUUUAGCUGCCACAUCUCUUCAGUGUUUUCUAAUUUGUAAGAGUCCCGGCCGGGUGCGUUGGCUCACGCCUGUAAUCCCAGCACUUUGGGAGGCCAGGGCGGGCAGAUCACCUGAGGUCAGGAGUUUGAGAUAAGCCUGACCAACAUGGAGAAACCCCAUCUCUACUAAAAAUACAAAACAUUAGCCAGACAUGGUGGCACAUGCCUGUAAUCCCAGCUACUCGGGAGGCUGAGGCAGGAGAAUCACUUGAACCCAGGAGGUGGAGGUUGCAGUGAGCCGAGAUCACACCACUGCACUCCAGUCUGGGCAGUAAGAGGAAACUCCAUCUCAAAAUAAAAAAAAGAGUCCCUCAAUAUUCCUUUGUCUUUCAAUGACCUUGACACUUUUGAGAGUAGUAGCCAGUUUUUUUAUAAAUGCCCCUUAAUUUUUGAGAUACUUUGAAACUAUGUUAAUAUCCUAUUUCUUUUACGAUCAUUUCACUAUACUACUAACUAAUAAUACUGACAAACACUGUAUAGCAUUUAUGUGCUUGGCAUUGAUCUAAGCACUUUACAUAUAAUAACUCAUUUAAUCCCUACAAAAAUUAUAAUCAUAGAGUGCCAUACGAGCCAGAAUAGUGACACCCACCCAAAGCUCAAAAGAUGAGAGGAGGAGCUGCUUAAACACUUGCAUUAUUAUCCCUGUUGAAAGUUAGCUUCUUCACAAUAGGAACUCUGUACCAUUCAAGCUUGUGUCUUGCACGGUGCCGAGCACACAGUAUGCAAUUGGUAAAGGAUGAGUACAUGAUAGUCAGACAGGUUGAAUAAUCUCAGCAAUAUUCUCACUAAUUGAGACUUGAUUGUUUUUUCCAGCAAAGUCGAGAUCUUUAUCUACCUUUAAAGUGCCUAAGCUGUUUUCUGGGUUUCUUUUGGGUCCUUGAAUAUGCCAAGCUGUUUCCACACUGGUGCCUUUGUAUGACUGGUUUGUCUCUAUGUGCCUUUUUCUGAAUCUUCACAGGACUGGCUCCAUCUUGUUAUUAUCACUUAUCUUAAUCACUUUUCCAGAGACCCAAUCCUUGACCUUCCUCCCCUACCCCCACCCAGCUCCUACUCAGUACUCUCCAUACCAUUUUCCUGCCUUACUCCCUGCAUAGGACCUUGCCUGACUGCUUCACAUAUAGUCAUGCCCCGCACAGCAAUGGUUUGAUUGAUGGCAGACUGCAUAUGCGAUGGUGGUCCCAUGAGACUAUAACACAGAGCUGAAAAAUUCCUAUCACCUAGUGAGUUGUAGCCAUCAUAACGUAAGGUUGUAGCACAUUGCAUUACCUUUUAUAUGUUUAAAUAAGUUUAGAUAUACAAGUACUUACUAUUGUUUUACAGUUGCCUACAGUAUUCAGUACACUAACAUGCUAUACAGGUUUGUACCCCAGGAGCAGUAGGCUGUACCAUAUAGCCAAGGUGUGUAGCAGACUACACCAUAGGUCUGUAUAAGUUGUAUAAGUACACUCUGUGAUGUUCACACAACAACGAAAUUGCUUAGCAACACUUUUCCCAUAACAUAUCCCAUCAUUAAGCAACACAUGACUGUACAUACACAGCACCUAACUUGGGGUUGCAUACAGUAGACCUUCAACAGAUGUUUGUUGCAUGAGAGAAUUAACCAACCAACCAAUCCAUCAAUCCAUCCUGGACACCCCAGACAGGUGUUCAGCAAUACAGUGUUGGAGUCCUUGACAGCCUUGUGGCUAAACCUUGAACUUCAAGAGUCGUUCUGAGAAUGAGUUUUCUGUGAUGCAUUAGUAUUUGAAGUCCAAGGACUUAUUCAUAAACUCACUCAUAAACUUGUAUGGGCCUUAAAUUUGUGUGUUAAUGUUGCUGGUAAUAAAUGAAAUAGAUACAGUCUUUAAUCUCUCUGGAUAAAGGGCUGUGAAUUUUCUUCUGUCAGUUGAUUGAACUGCACUUACUGGAGUCAUUUUACGUAGCAUUUAGAGAUUAUUUAUAUUAAGCCCGCAACCUAAAUUAUUGCAGUUUGAGAAUAUAUGUGGUUUUUAUAAACUCUUUGUAUUCACAGAGGCUUGAAUAGGAGCUCAUAUUAUGAUUUAGCUACAAAUUAUUUGGGAAUUUGGUAAACUGGCAAUUUUGUUUUCUUGCCUGUUUCACUUUACCUUUGAUGCCAAGUUGAAGAUCUCACUGGCAAUGUACAACAUAACUGAGCUGAAUAAUAAUUGAAAAGUGAAAAACAAAAGGUAUUACACAUACCAGGUGCCAUUUUGGGGAAUAAUAUUAGGAAUAAAUCCAUGUGGGUUUAUAGUUAUACAUAAAAUGUUCAUAUACACACAUAACACACAUAAACACACAUAUAUACACAUAAGUACACACAAACAUAAAUGCAUACCCACAUAUGGCACAGAUACAGACUUAAAUCUACAUAGCCUGUCCUUUAGAAUUCUUUAAGGAAUUUCAGACUAGAGCCUUUUUAGACUCUUGUACUAAACAUUAGGAUACGCUAGCCUACUUGAAUCCUUUGGCCCUUUGCUUCUCUUACUUACAUCAUUUUUCUCUUUGAUUAAUGUGCCAAGUUUGGGAAAGCUUCACAACAUUUCCACAAACUGCAAAACCACUUGGGUACAUAGACAAAAGCCUCCAUCUUUUUCAUCAAGCCAUAUAUUUUUUUUUUUCUGAAACUGAUCACAGGUUGCCAACAUUCUUUUUUAUUUCUAGUUUAUCUUCAAUUUAAAUUUACCUUGUAGUCUCAGACCCUGUCAUCUUUCAAGGUUUGUGCUUCUCGGUUCUGCACUGCCAAAGAGACUCUCCUCUGUAAGGCUUAAAUUGGAUGUCAAGUGGAAUUGUCUUUUGUUUGUUCGAAUCUGUUUCAUAUUGUGCUGCUGUCCAUUCCCAAAAUCAUAUUUCUCUUAUUUGGGGCCUUAGCAAGACACAAAGGCAAGCUCUAAGUGAGAACCUAAAGUGUACCUGUUUUCUUACUAAAUGUACAGUGUUGUUUAUAUUGUAUGCAAACUUCUGACAACAGUGAACAAAUAUCUUAAUCUUUAAAAAUAUAAAUAAAGUGAAAAAAGGACUUCACAUCAACCAUGUUUCAGUACUAAACAGACUAAUUAAUACAACAUGGCAGGAUUGUUCCUGGUUGUAGUCUCAGUUCCGCCUUAAUUCUGUGAGCCAUGGAGGAAGUCAUUGGCAUCUCUGGCCCCCAGUCACUUCUCAGCAUGAAAUGGGACUAUAUCAUCAAGAUUUUUUAUGUCUUUCCCUCCAGCCGCUGGUGCUUGGGGAGCCAUGUCUCCUUUACACCUGGGAGGAAAGUGCUUUUAGAGUUAUCUUUCAUGCAGUGCUUACCAUGCACUAGGCACUCCCCUAAACUCUUUAGAUGAACCAGCUCAUGUGUUUUGCUGGAAGAAAGUCUGGAAGAAAAUACAACAAAAUGCUCAUACUGGGUUUUGGGGUGCCCAUGAUAUGUGUAUAUGUAUAUUUCUUUUCUUCAUUUUUCAAAGAUUAUUUCACUUUGCCAUAGAAAGAAAUACAAAGAACACAAUUGUUGGAAAGUAAUAACAAAGACUGGCAAAGCGCAUUGUGAUUUUUAAAGCAACUUUGACAUGAAUUUAUGUGUUUAAUCUUUCCAGGAGCCAUAUGGCACAAAGGGUAUUAUUUCUCUUGUUUUGCAGUUGAACAAGGGAAGGUCAGCUCAUUUCCCCAACAUCACACAGCUAAUGAGUAACUGAGCCAGAACUUGAAUUCAGGACCUCUCACAUCCAGACUCUACCACAUCAAAUUCCCUUUCCCCAGUGGCUCUAACUUUGACUCUGUUACAUCCUAGAACAUCACCUCUUUACCAGAUAUGAAAGACAACCUUUUCACAUAGUUUAGGAGUUGACUUUCUCUGUUCUUAAAGCUGAUCUAACUUGACUAGCUGCCUUGUAUUACAUAUUUUCUCCCAAACACCCCUUUCUCUAGGACGAAUCCAAAAUUUGGCAAUCUUGGGAGUUAGCUAUGUCAUAGUCAGAUCUCUUGGAAGACAAAGAGCUCCAGGUCUAGAGAAGCAAGUGGGAGGGUGUUUUCCAAGUGUACUUAGAAAAUGUUUAUGAGCUUUGUCCUCAUCUGAAUAAUCAGAAGAUAUGAUUUGAUUUUUACACCUUGGUAUACACUUGGAGAUUACACAGUCCUGAGGUUUAUAUAUUCCUCAGAGCCAUUAGACUGACCAAAAGGGUUCGUCCCUGUGUUUCAUAGUAUUUUUACAGUUCUCACAGCAAUCACUUAUCAGUAUUUAAAUUGACCUUAGCUGGGCACAGUCACUCACUUCUGUAAUCCCAGUACUUUGGGAAGCUGAGGCCAGAAGUUUAAGUCCAGCCUGGACAACAUAGCAAGACUGUUUCUACAAAAAAAAAAAUAAAAAAUUAGCCAGGUGUGGUGGCACACACCUGUAAUUCUAGCUACUUGGGAGGCUGAGGAGGGAGAAUUGCUUGAGGCUAGGAAUUCAAGGUUACAGUGGACUAUGAUUAUAACACUCCACUUCAGCUUGGGUGACAGAGCAAGACCCUGUCUCUUAAAAAAGUAAAAUAAAAUAAAUUAAUCUUUACAACAACCCUCCAAGGUAGACCAGAAAGAGGUGGUAUCCUUAUUUUAUUGAUGGUCUGUGUGAGGUCAUACAGACAGUAGGUGGCCAAGCCCAGAUGCCAAGCCUAAGCCUCGUUCCUUUUGUUUACCCAAGGUUCCUAUUCAUACCAUUAUAUGACCAUUUAGCCUUAAAUAAUCUGUUUUAAUUGCAAAUUUUAUUUUAAGAAAGGAAAAAAAUCACAUUUAUUCUGCUGCAUCUUCUUGCUUUAUUCAUAAUGAAUUCUGCAGGUCAAUUUAUCCUCAACGAUGGCAAGCCAGAAUUUAAGUAAAGCUUCUACUUAGCUGGUACAUUUGCAUGUCAAAUCUUUAAUUCAGCUGUCAGUGUUUUAGCAUUUACUGUACUUUCAUUAAUAAAUGUUAUUUUGAUGGUCUCAGGCUAAUCAAGACUAUUUGAAAUGGGGGACGGCACCAAAUGAAAUUUACAGAGAAAUCAGAGCUUCUUCAUGGACUUUAAAAUAAUUGUUACUUUACACGUGUUUGAAAUCAGAAUACUUGUAAAAUUAAAGUUAGACAUGUUGUUCUUGCAUAAACAAGCAAAAGAAGCUAAGGAAUCAACUUAGAUUUAUUUGUUCCUUUAAGAGCAUGUACUGAGCACCUGCUGUGUGCUAGACAUGUUGUAGAUAGAGGAAAUGCGGAUAUCAACAUGGCAGGCAAAAAUAACCUGCCCUCAAGAAUUUCCAUUCUAGAGCGAGUAGACAGAUGAUAUCUCAGAUAGUGCCAGGGCCUAUGGAAAAAGCUGACCAGGCAGGGCACUGAAUUCUGGGGAGUGGGUGGUCAGGGAAGGCCUUGCUUCCUUCUCAUCCACAUUCUGGCAUAGAAGUUUGAUUUCCAUGUACAUGUUUUUUUUUGUAACAUAUAGCUCCAGAAUACGUUAUUUUUAACUUUGCACUCAAUAAAAAAUCAACUUGUAGUAA
Messenger RNA from Homo sapiens (human), 9082 nucleotides. It is a transcript of the gene RNASEH2B, whose product is annotated as ribonuclease H2 subunit B. Gene Ontology annotation, cellular component: ribonuclease H2 complex; nucleus. Lineage: Eukaryota; Metazoa; Chordata; Mammalia; Primates; Hominidae. The coding region runs from base 400 to 1176 and encodes 258 amino acids. The transcript has 11 exons. The record is from RefSeq and is a predicted model, not a curated record.